AGGCCUGGCCAGGACAGGAAAUUAAGGGACGGGCUAACCUUUAAGUGAGGCUUACCCUAAAAACUGAGCCACAUAUGACAGAAAGUUCAGGAAAGAUCUUGAAUCAUGGUCCCACUUAGCAACAGUUGCUUGUCUGCCACAGAGAAUCUGGCCACUGUGAUGCAGUGGAGAGGACCCCUGGACCAGGGCCCCUGCCCCAGCUCCACCCCUGCUUGCUGCAUGUUGUUGAACAAGUCCAGUCUCCUGUGAAGCAUGAGUUCUCAUCAGCAGAAGCAACCCUGCAUCCCUCCCCCCCAGCCUCAGCAGCAGGUGAAACAGCCAUGCCAGCCUCCACCCCAGGAGCCAUGUGUCCCCAAAACCAAGGAGCCAUGCCACCCCAAGGCUCCAGAGCCUUGCCACACCAAGAUUCCAGAGCCCUGCCACACCAAGGUUCCAGAGCCCUGCCAGCCCAAGGUUCCAGAGCCAUGUCCCUCAACAGUGACUCCAGUACCAGCUCAGCAGAAGACCAAGCAGAAGUAAUGAGGUCCACAGCCAAACAAGCCCCGGGGGAGCCAACCACCGGAUGCUGAAUCCCCUCUCCCAUUGUCCUUCUGUCUCUUACUUACAAUUAGCAUGUUGUCACUCUGAGUCAUAACCCUCCCUCUUUGCACCCUCUACAGAGAUUUCCCUCACACUCCUCUGGAGGUCUCUGAGCUUCUGAAAGAUGUAGACAGUCUCACUGGUUGAGCUACUCUUGUCUAAAGAGGGGCCUGGGGAUCAAGUGGAUCUUUCCUUCCCUAUCCCUAUUAAACCACUUUUAACUCCAUA
Molecule: messenger RNA, 807 nt
Organism: Canis lupus familiaris (dog)
Lineage: Eukaryota; Metazoa; Chordata; Mammalia; Carnivora; Canidae
Product: cornifin-A
Source: RefSeq, a predicted model, not a curated record